UCCGGUGACAUUUGUUCUGUGUAUAAAGCCAACUGAGGUUGAGCUUUAGCAUCACUAUUACAUCUGUGGAUUCUCGUGUAAAUAUUUUAAAUAAACCUUGGCUCUUUAGACUCCCUGUUUCUGAAAAAGCAGUGUGUGUUUAAAAAAUGGAUGCAAUAUUCAGCUGCAGGCUGGAGGAUAUGGAAGAUUAUUACAGCUUGCUGGGAUGUGAUGAAUUAUCUACAGUCGAACAAAUUGUUGCAGAGUUUAAAGUUAGAGCUCUUGAAUGUCAUCCAGACAAGCAUCCCGGAACCCCUCAAGCUGUGGAGAAUUUUCAGAAGUUACAACAUGCAAAAGAGAUUCUUUCCAAUGAAGACAGCCGAGCCCGUUAUGACUACUGGCGAAGGAGCAAAAUUGCUAUUCCAUUCCAGAAGUGGGAAGCCCUGAGCAACUCAAUGAAAGCAGUUAGUUUUGUCUUGUGCAGUCACAUAUCUCGGAGAAAUGAACCAUUAUACCAGUUUGUGGGCAGGAACGUUGGGUGGCAGAGUUAUGGAUAUUUUUUGUUCACUAUUCUGCAAACUGCAGUCAGUCCCCUUAAUCUUCCUGGUACAACUCAAGAAGCUGAUGAUCACUUCAAAUAUCUUACCUGGCAUAGGAUCUGGUUAUUUGUGGAACCACUUUCUUUUAAGGGUGUCUGA
Molecule: messenger RNA, 677 nt
Organism: Thamnophis sirtalis
Lineage: Eukaryota; Metazoa; Chordata; Lepidosauria; Squamata; Natricidae
Source: RefSeq, a predicted model, not a curated record